Parnassius apollo (apollo) is the source of this 2781-nucleotide messenger RNA. NCBI's taxonomy places the organism in Eukaryota, Metazoa, Arthropoda, Insecta, Lepidoptera, Papilionidae. The record is from the annotation of a GenBank genome assembly.
AUGGCGCAGGCCGCGCCCGCGCCCCAUCGCACCCACUCCUUCGCCAAGAAGACCUUCCACAAGCCCACUUACUGCCACCACUGCUCGGACCUGCUGUGGGGGCUCAUCGGCCAGGGCUACGGCUGCGAAGUGUGCAACUUUAUAGUGCACGAGCGGUGCGUGGGGCAAGUGGUGACGCCGUGCUGCGGGGUGGCGCCGAGCCUUAUCAAGAACCCGGUGGCUCAUUGCUGGUCCGAGCCGACACACCACAAGCGGAAGUUCUGCACAGUGUGUCGGAAACGGCUCGAUGAACUGCCAGCUUUACAUUGUAUGAUAUGCGAGUACUACGUCCACGGCGAGUGCGUGGACUUUGCGGCGGCGGACUGCAAGGAGAACGCGACGUACUGCGCGGGCAGUGAGCCGCGCCACGUGCACCACUGGCGCGAGGGCAACCUGCCCGCCAACUCCAAGUGUGCCGCCUGCCGCCGCGCCUGCUGGUCCACCGAGUGCCUCACCGGCUACCGGUGCGAGUGGUGCGGCAGCACGUGUCACGCUGGAUGCCGUAAUCUGAUCCCUGAAGAAUGCAACUUCGGGAUGCUGCAGCCGAUCUUUCUUCCUCCAUCGGCGGUUUCAAUACCUCGGACGGAGGUGCCGAUGGAGGCUAUAAUCGGCGUGCACGUGCGCCCCCCACCCUCACAGCGGGACUUUGGAUGCCCGCGCAGCGUGAGCGAGGAGUUCAGCUCGGGGUGCGAGGGCCGCUCAACCUCCGGCGGCGGCUCGACAGGAGCGCCUGCCGAUCAGGAACACCGACCCGACCACAAGCAACAUCGUGAUAGGACCCCUGAUGAUAGGGAUGAAGAGGUGGUCAAAGUGUACGACGGUGAAGCGGCGUGGACACGUCGCCUCUAUCGGCCGGUGGUGGUGGGUCGGAACUGGAAUGAGCGGGAGUUGGUUUCGGCGGCGCUACGGGCCUUCCACGUGGCCCGAGACCCCGAACAAUUUGAAUUAACGGACGCCCUAGCUGGUGACGAACCUCCGUUAAAGGAUCCAACGCCUCUGGCUAAGGUCACACGCUUACCUAAUAAAAGGCCUUCGCUCUUCCUGCGUUUCAAGGAGCCAGAAACCGGCGGCGGCGAAGUGCGCGUGUUCCCGGGCCGAGUGGCCGGCGCCGGCGACACGUUCGUGACGGUGGCGUGCUCGGGCGAGCACGCCGUCGCCGACCUCAUGGCGGCCGCGCUCGAGCGCUUCGGCCUUGACCCCGAGCGCGCCGUGCACGACUACCGCUGCUCAGAGAUUCUACUUGAUCGCGGUGCAGUAUCAGAACGCGUCCUCGAGGAGGACGAAAGGCCUUGGCGCAUAGUGGUGCGGCUUGCACGCGAGUCGGUCCGGCGCAUGGAGCUGGCUCGCUUCUACCUGCAGCCGCGCCGAGACCCCCACGGGCCCACACUCGCGCUGUUCGUCGCCUCUCUACCUCCCGGCCUCUCCGAGCGCAACUACGAGAACAUUCUCGUGGAGUUCCUCGGUACCGAAAACAAGUUCACGUCGAUCGGUCCGAUUUACUAUGAAUACGGGUCGAUGGUGAUCACGUACGAGGACGCCAGCAAAGCUGUGCGUGCGCUCUAUGCACUCCGAGAGGCCAAAUAUGAAGAUAAACCUUUAUUAGUUAUGUUACUGCCGAGCAUCGAACCGUCAAUGGUCCCGGCGGGUGUAAAACCACUUCUAGUUUUCGUGAAUGUGAAGUCGGGUGGCUGUCAGGGUCUGGAACUUAUCUCAUCGUUCCGGAAGCUUCUCAACCCUUACCAGGUGUUCGACCUUGAGAACGGCGGCCCCCUGCCAGGAUUGUACGUGUUCCGGCACAUCCCCAACUACAAGAUCUUGGUUUGCGGCGGCGACGGCACCAUCGGCUGGGUGCUGCAGUGCCUCGACAACGUCGGCCAGGACUCGCAGUGCUCCAACCCACCGUGCGCCAUCGUCCCUCUCGGCACUGGUAAUGACCUUGCCCGCGUUCUACGCUGGGGCUCGGGCUACACCGGCUGCGAGGACCCGCUGUCGCUGCUGCGUGACGUCAUCGACGCCGAGGAGAUCCGUCUCGACCGUUGGACCGUCGUCUUCCACCCUGAGGAUAAGCAGGACGAGCCCAAAGAGCUCUCCAAACAGCUACCCGCAUCUGUGACCACAGGGUCGCAGAGUGAAGACAACUCGCAGAUACUGGUCAUGAACAACUACUUCGGCAUUGGCAUCGACGCAGAUCUCUGUCUCGACUUCCACAAUGCGAGAGAGGAGAACCCCAACAAGUUUAACAGCAGGUUACGCAACAAGGGCGUGUACGUGAAGAUGGGGCUCCGUAAGAUGGUCGGUCGGAAAAUGUGCAAAGAUCUGCACAAGGCGGUCAAGCUCGAGGUGGACGGAAAGCCGGUGGAACUGCCCGCCGUCGAGGGCAUCAUCAUUUUGAAUAUACUCAGCUGGGGCUCCGGAGCGAACCCGUGGGGCCCCGAGAAGGACGACCAGUUCAACAAGCCCAACCACUGGGACGGGAUGCUGGAAGUAGUGGGCGUCACCGGAGUCGUGCACCUCGGACAGAUACAGUCCGGCCUGCGCGGCGCCAUGCGGAUAGCGCAGGGCGGACAUAUAAAAAUAAACCUAAAGAGCGAGAUUCCGGUACAAGUAGACGGAGAGCCUUGGGUCGCAGCGCCCAGUGAAGUCGUGGUGCUCAAGUCGGCCCUCAAGGCGACGAUGCUGAAGAAAACGAAGCGCGGCUCGGGGUCCGCGGGCCCCGGCGGUGGCCCCUCGGGCGGCCCGUAG